CGCACCGCCAAUAGGUGGCAGGGUGGUGUCAGCGAAAGUGUAAACACCAGUGACUCAUACCAAAGUCCGUAACCUUUGUCUGCCUUAUCAACGAAGUAACGAAUACAGGUUACAACUUUUGCAUUUUAACAUCGGGAAAAAACUCUAAGAGUAACGGACUCCCUUUCCCUCUUCCCUGACCACAGCAAGAUGAGCCAGUUGUUCAAUACAAUGCGGGACCAGGUCUAUCAGCCCACUACCACAACCCUUCAACAUGACCGAAGUAAAACAUGGAUGCCUUCAUUUCUAGCACAGAGCUCCUCAGGAAGUUUGUGGUCACGCACCCUGGUCCUUAUUGUGUCAGUCAUGUUUGCAGUUAUGGGAUUGGUUAUGAUAAUAGUAGGAGCAAUAUCUUACCAGUCUCUGGAAGAUGGUUCAGUCAAGGAGGUGAACAGUACAGCCUACAUCAUCAUUUUGUGUUUAGGGGUUUUGCUUGAGUUGGCAGCACUUAUUGCUGUUGUCUUCUAUAUGAGAAAUAUGGGUUACAAUGUUCCAUGUUGCCCGGGCAAAAUUGCUCGAAUCAGAAAGAGACUCCACGAGAACCAGAUGAUGGUAAAUGGACAGAUGGUUAGCACCGGAGAGCCUGUAUCUGCCCAGUAUUGCCCACCAACACAUCCAGGUGUUGGAAAUACCCCUCCACCACCAUAUACUGAUGUAUCAGAGGAACAGCAUCUCAUGGAAGAGAAAGUUGACAUUGGCGAUGACACCGAACGUAUUCUAGAGGAGGACCCACGAAUUGUUCUUACUCCCCUGAAGCCCCAUGAAGAGUGUUAGAUCCUUCAUCCUAUGUACCUUGUUGGUGUAACCACCCUUCCACAGCUCAUUUUGGACAUUGAACUGCUGGAUAGAGGGAGAUGUGGUUGCAUAUCCUACCAUUCAAGCACCAUUUGCUUCAACUGAUACCCUGUCUCCAAGUCUUUUGGCAAAUUCCAGUUGGGAUGUACAGAUGCAACAAGGAAACGACACCGACAGUCUUGUUUCUUGAACUUGUGUAUUCUCGUUUGUAAGUGAGAUCAUUUAAGUCAAGGAAUUUGAUAUAAUUUACUCAUUAGAUUUUAGGUUAUUUCAGUCACCCAAGUUACUGGUUUAUUUCUGUCACUUUAUUUUCAAGAUCUUGAGUCAUCAUUUAAGGUACAUAGUUUUACACUAUUUUGUAGGUUUGUUUAUUGCUCUUUAUUGGAAAAAUGCCUGAAAUUUAUUUUAUUGUAAUAGAGCUUUGUUCAGUGUCUCGCAACGCAAAUAUGACCCCACUCAUUCGAGUUAUUUCAAAAAAAAAAUUUUCUACAGAAAUUGUCAACCUGGUUUAUUAUCAGAUGAUAUCCUUUUUUACUUUUGUAGGAUUUAUUUAGGAAUUUUAGGGAUCAUUGAGUGAUAUUGAGAGCUUAUGCCAUUUAUCCAUGACUUAUUAAUAUUAGGUUAUACAUUACAGUAAAACAGUACAAGAGUUGAAAGAGAGAAAAUCACUUAGUAAGGGCAAUUUAUUGCAGUCCUAAUUCAGCUUGUACUCAAGGUGGAUACUGAUGCUGAUCAUCUCAAGUGUAGGUGAGAAAUAGCUUUAGUAAAUUUUAUUCCAAUAUUGUAGCAAAUGUGUAUAAUAUUCAUGGUCCAUGAAUAAUCAAGUUAGCAUCUGAUAUUGUGUACUUAUGCUUACAAGUGUGGUAUGUAUUUUAUGUUUUUUAUUUUAAUGAGUGCUGUUUGUUUCAUUGUCUUUUCUCUUAUGUUAUAGUUGGUGUUCCUGAAACCAUUCACCUUUUUUUUUUAUUAAUAAAAACCUAAUGAUUAUCCUUUAGGUUAUGAAGGGUAUAUGUAUAAUUUUAUAAGCUAUGAGGAAACACGAACAUUUUCUUUUCAAUAAUGCAGUAAAUGUCAUGUAGUUUACGGUAGCACUUUUUUUUUAAGGAAAGCAACAGUAGAUUUUGCAUGAGUUGUUAGUUGAAAGUGAUAGUACUUAAGUAUCUUUUUCACAUAAUGUAAUUUAUAGAUUUUUUGAAGAGAAAGAAGUGCAGUACAAGACAAACAUGCAGACUUGAAAUUAUUUCAAAGGUAAAAGUGAUAGAUACGUAUAUGAGUAUUUUGUCCAAAUAAGUUUGAAAAGCUUCGAAUUUUUUUAAUUUAAAAAAAAUUCAAGUAGUGUUUAUGUAAGUAAAAGUAUUUAGAUCCCUCAUUCAUGGUUUGAAUGGAUUUCAGUCAUGUGCAGGUUUUACUUUUACCCACUAAGGAAGUUAAUGUUUGGGGCAAGUUGAGUCUACUGUUGUACAUGAUCAAUAUUUUCCCUUUUUCUGUGGAAGGCACCAGGCUUGAAGUACAUAAUGAGUUUAGUGAAUUUAUUUUUGUCAAGAUUGCUUAAAUAUCCAAGCUCUUGAAAAUGCCAAAUAAAUGAAAGGAUGCCAAGUUUGUCUUAUGGAAGUUUGUCAGGUAGAAUGUCUGUUGAUUUAUUUUUUUACUGGUAUGUAUUCUGGUUGGUUUAUAUUUCUGUUUUCACCAGCAGUAAGUAUUUUUUUUACAUCUAUGUUGCUGCUAUCCUGUUCUGUCUUCAAGAGGAGCCUUCUCUGCACAUCCAGGUUGUAUACAUAAGUAGUAUGCACUUAUAUGUAUACACUAUUUAGGUAUAAUUGUAUACACAUCAUUUACUAAGCCUCCCAAGUAUUAAAUGUAAACCCAGAAUAAAGAAAAAUAUUAUGCAUCACAUAGAAUGUGAAACCAUGGCCUUGCCUUAUAUGGACAGUAAGUUAUUCUGCUUCUGAAUCAAGGUUUUUUUUUUUUUUUUUUUUUUUUUUUUUUUUUUUUUUUUUUUUUUUUUUUUUUUUUUUUUUUUUUUUUUUUUUUUUUUUUUUUUUUCCCCUAUUUUAAUAAACAAUCGAGUGCCUAUACAUAAUGUACUAGAUAUAUAAGCAUUGUCUUUUACACUCAAUGGGAUUUUGUCAAAUGAUGUUCUAGGUUCUGAUAUUUGUAAAUCACCUUAUAUGCGAUCACAUCGCCACAAUUUUAAGGUAUCAUUCUUCUUUUUGAUGCAAUUAUUAGGAUGUGUAUUGAAUUCAGAACAUCUUCAAAGUUUUUAUGUACGAUCAGUCUUUCACUAGGUAUGUGGAAGAUUUUUGCCUUUGUGACUUUUGUCUCUUAUUUUUUCUUGAGUUAUUAAUUUGAAAAAAGAAAUAGGCUUCUCAUUAAUAGAAAGGUACCUAAAGAUUUAAGUUGAUUGUAAGAAUCUGCCUCCACCAGUAUUACAAUGACUGUUGGAGUAGUGCUGCAUCCCAAAAUUACAGCAUAAUUAUUUAUACAGUAAUAUACAAGCACAUGUAUCUCUACACUCCGAUGUUCACUUACAUUCUGUGCAGAGUGAAAAGUUGUUACAUGCUCAAACCUAGUUGGUUUCAUUGAAGGUUUUAGUGUUGUACAAUUCUUUUCUCUAUUGGCAAAAUUUAAUUAAUUCUGUUGUUAUUGUGCACCAGCAAAUGUUUUAAAAUGGCAUCAUUAUUAUCUGUUGGCAUUCUCUAGUUGCUUGUUAUUAAUUUUAGAUUUAUACUUAGGAGAGAAAAAUUAUGGAAAUUUAUAUAACCGUCCAAAAAGCUGUCCACUUUUAACUUUUAAGGGUUAUUGUGAGUAAUCUUGCCAUUUUUUUUUAAGUUUAUAAGCAUAUUGUAAGGAGAGAAUUUAUACAUGAAUUAUACACACUUUUGUUUUUAAGACGGUGAUGGAAAGUCAUAUUCCUUUCCUUACAGAGUUUACGAUUUUCCUCAUGUAUAUCAAAGAUCUGGUUAGACUUUUUCUUGGAUUUAUUUUAUAGGUAAUACAGACAUUAUAUUUGUGCAGAUUGAAGCUCAUUUCCAGGAAUCUGGUAUAAUAAAAAAUGAAGUUUGCAGAAGUGUGCUUUUUGAAAGAAAUUUUUUUUAGUAAAUUUGUGUGAAAUUGCAAAACCAAAUUUCAAUAUUAUGUAGUGAUGGGAAUUAUUACCAGAUUAGAAUAUUCAACUAUAGUCAGGUAUUUCAAGUAUCAUAUGGGUUUGGUGGAGUGUGUAAUACAGUAAUGGUGUACUAAAUUUCAAGUUGUAAAACAAUAUAUCAUAAGUUUCUAUUCAAGCACUACUUUAAAAUUUAGUUUGUCAGACCUGCAAGUUUAAUAUAGCAAAUGGCAACUUAUUUAGAGCAUUUUCAAAUUAUGUAAACCCCAAAUGCAUAGAUUGCAGAUCCAAUACUAACUGUUCAGCAUUCUGUGGUAUUAUGCAGAUUGCAACCGACAGUGAAAUCAGUCUCCGAAACAAAUCCAGUUAGGAAAUUUUUUCCAUCAACAUUUUCAAUGUAUGCAAUCAUGGAAUUUGUAAAGAACGGUAGUUAAUUAAAUAUUUCAUAAAUAAUAUAUGGGCUACCCUAAUAUUGGUGCAAUUAAACUAUAUCAUAAUACCGUGAUAAUGAAGUUGCUAACUUGGUGUCUCAUUUUGGGUAUUCAACUUGCUGAUAUUAUAUUUGUGAUGAUGCUGUAUGCAUUUAAGAGUUAAAUUGGAUCCACAAAUUUUUAUCUCAGGUUUGUUAAGAUGUGAAAUAUGAGUCAAUAAUAAGAAUAAUGGAUCUACUAAUAUGAUGUCUGUCCAAAUUAUAAGAAAGACUUUUGCUUGCUAGUCAGGACAGUGAUGGAAUAGUGUGCUGAAAUUUCACAACACAUGGUUCAAGUUCUUGAUUAUGAAAAAUAUCGAGGUAAAAGGGGUUAUAGAGAAAUCCAAAAUUUGUCUUUUCUUUGGAUGUAACAAGUUUUACCUGAAUAACGUGGUACAGUUUCAUGAUAUUAAUGUAGUGAUUAAAACACACACACACACACACACACACACACACGAGAGAAUGCCACAGGAAAAAUAAAGGCAGAAAUUCAAACCUAGCACUUUCGUCCUUUAAUGAGACAUUGUCGUGGCACAAAUGAGAUACAGUUGAAAAGAAAGUUACAAGGUAAACAAAAGAUCAAGAAUACCAAAUGGUUAAUCUUCAAAAAGCUAAAUAUCAGAGAGAGAUAAUCCAGGCUAAUCGGGUAUCAUACGGUUACAAGCUAAAACAGACUUAAAUCAUAGGAGAGACAGAAGCUUACCCAUAUGACUAAGCUUCCGUUUUUCUUACAGUUAAGUCUGUUUUAGUUUGUGACAGUGUGAUCUCCGAUUAUCCUGGAUUAUCUCUUUGAUUUUUACCUUUUUGAAAAUUAACCGUCUGGUAUUGUUGAUCUUUUUGUUUACUGUCUAACUUUCUUUUCAACUAUAUCUCAUUUGUGCCUCGACAAUGUCUCAUUAUAGGACAAAAGUGCUCAGUUCGAAUUUCUGCCUAGAAUUUUUCCUGUGACAAUCAUGAAGUCACGUGUAACUUACCUCACAUUUCUGAGAAGUAUAACAGUUCUUUCAUACAUAUAUUUUUUUUAUGAAUAAUAAUGUUUUUAUGAAUAUUAUGAGUUUGGGCUCCUUGAUUUCCUAUUCUUUCCCUCAGGAUGAAGGGCUUGUGAUUAUCAGUAAGAUUCUGUAAGUGUUGUUUUUUUUAUUUUGUCAGUAUCAGUUAGUCUUGAAGUUUUAAAUUGUCUCUUGAGGUUUUAAAAACUCAUGUAAACUUGUGUGCAGCACAGUGUAGGUAAUGAUUUUUAUAUUCCAUUGUGAAAGUUGUGGGUUAAGUUUUUCAAAUCAUGAUUUGGCGAAUUGUGAAAUAACUAAUGAAAACAAUUUGCCCACCCCUCAAUUGCCUUAACCUAGUCCUCUACUACAACUAAGUAUAAGAUCUACUUUGAGGUUUAUAGAUACAGUUCAAGGUAUUAUGUAUACUUAAAAUCUCAAAGCAAGCAAAAUUGCUAAUUUCUUAUAAUAAUAUAGACCAAGCAGUACUGGUGUUUGCUGUACUGUUGCUUAACCAAUCCAAAGUUUGUGUGAUGUGGCUGUAUCCAUAAGCAUUCCAAUUUUACAAUUUGAAUCUGACGUAAUUGCAAAAAUGAUAAAUGUGGUCUGCAUUUAUUGCAUAUUUUUGGAAAUGGCUGUGGAGUUUGUCGAAUCAGGGCAUAUUGGUAGAAUAAUUAAUUUUCCUAUCUUGGUAAAGAGUUUCCUUGCCUUUGCUUGUGUUUUAUCUUACUAAUGUAUAUGAUGGUAGAUUAUGAAAUCAAAACUUCAUGAAUUCUAUUCAGAAGUUAUAACUAGAUUUCUUCACUGAUUUUUUUUUUUUAUUUUUUAUUUUUUAAGCAAUUACAUAUGGAUUUCUUCCAGUUCCACAAAAUUUGGCAUCUGUUAUUUUGGUAGUGAUGCCUUGUUCUUUUCUAUAUGUGGAUCAUCCACAAGAAGUUGAACAUGUAGUUGUAGUUUGUUGUUUGGCUUGUGUAUUCUUUUUGGAUUAUUUUAGAUAUUGGUUUGUUUUUUGCCAGGUCUGGAGAAUUGUUCCUUGACUUGGUUAAAUGUAGGUAGUUAGAAGACUGUAUUUUUGUAUAUUAGUACUAUAAAAUUAGUGAUCACUGUUGUCAUUUGUGGCUGAUGCAUCAAAAUUAAUUGUAAAGAUGCAAAUAAUCUUUUAAGAAAUGGAAAGUUUUAUCAUGUUAUGGGAUUAGUGUUUUUAUUAUAUGAGGUUCAUAAAUGAAUUUGUGCCUUUACAAAGCUUAGGUGAAAUUAGAUAAAGUUUUAGAAGUUGUUUCUAGCGUUGACGCAAUUAUAAACUAAACAAGUAUUGAUGUAUGCUGUUUGUAUUAUUUCUAUAUUAUGUGUAAGAUCAAUUUUUGUGAGUCUAUUACACAAGUUUUCUGUAUUAAUCAAAACUUUACCUUGUUUCAGUAGAGGAAUAGGGCUUAUAUUGCACAAGAAGCCAGGAUGGAGGAACUCUUUUGGAGAAUGUACAAGUGAGAACCAUUAGUUAAUUGGUGUAACCUUAAAGAAUUUAGAACAAAGAAAUUGUUUGAGUGAAAAGUUUACCAUGAAAUUUUCUUGUGCCUUUGACCCUUGUUUCUCGACAAAAGACCAUUAAAUUGCCUUGAUUCUUGGCUAUUCAAUGAAUUUGUUUUUUAAGUCUGACCAUGCUAUUGUAUUUUAUUCAUGAGAUUGAAGGAAACUUAUCCUUAUAAGGGUGUAAGUGGUUAGUGUGUGUGACUGUUUGUAUAUCUAAUGUCAUUUUUUCCCAGUCCAAUUUCAAUUGAUUAUAACACUUAAUACAAUAUUACAAGUGACAUUAUCAUCCUUUAGCUGCCGUCCAUGAUUUUAGAUAUUGAUAUAAGCUUUCAGUGCAACCAGUUUUGAUAUAUUUGCAUACCCUAAAUACAGUAUUUUGAUAUGAGAGUAUAUUUGUUGAUACAUGCUAUUUUCACUGGCCUUUAGUCUUGCUUUUCCUGCCCCUUUAAAGCUUUACUCAUGAUAAUACAUAUGAGGACUACCACCCAAUUAUGCUACAGUUUUGGAGUGGAACAUUUAUCAAAAUAAAUUUGAGCUUUACAGUUGCUUAUUUUUUGCAAUGACGACAUUGAUUGCUUUUAUUUACCUUGAAAUUCAUUGAACAUAUCAAGACAUUGUGCAUCAGUAUCAUGUUGAAAUCUCUUUUAGCAAUAGUAACAAAGGAUGCCUUUCAAGUUUUCAUGUUUAUAUUUUUUUCUGUCCCUUUGGCUGAGGGUUGACUUGACUGUGAAAUAGUUGAUUGUAAGAGAUGCAGAGACUGGCAUUUUAAUGUCAUAUGAUGUAGAAUUUUUGUAUUGACAUUUAUCAAGGAAUAGUGUUUAGAAUGAAAAUUAUGGGAUAUUUAAAAUGUUUCUUAAAUCUUUUCUUAAACCACCUUAAUCUCUUCCAUGUAGGAAGUGUAGCAAGUUUUAAUAUUUUCUUUUGAUAUACAUUCAUCAUAAAAAAAUUAUGCUGUAAGAUACUGUAUAAAACUUGACUGAAUAGAUUUCUGUAUCUGAUAUGAGCAGGCAAGCAUAUGGCCAGCAACACUAAAAACAUGAUGAAUUUGGCAUUAUUGCUCUAUAUAGAUUAGAAAGUUUUAUUGUAUUGUUUUUAUUAAGAGUUAACAGUGUUGCCUUAAAAAUAAUGCUGGGUCUAUUGGUUUAUGAAUAACAAAUAUUUAUUAUAAAUCAGUAAUGAUUCUGAGCUUUAAAUGUUAUAUAAUUUUUUUAUUUUACUAUAAAUGAAAAGUCAUCGUUGCAUAGCAAGACAGUAUAUAUAACAGUUAUCUCACUGUUAAUCAACAUUCCAUUUUUAUUCAAAACUCCAACUAUACUGAAAGCACAGUGUGAAGUUUUGACAAAUUAAAGUUAUAAAUGCCUUG
Messenger RNA from Macrobrachium nipponense, 8282 nucleotides. RefSeq lists its product as uncharacterized. The coding region runs from base 190 to 813 and encodes 207 amino acids. The record is from RefSeq and is a predicted model, not a curated record. The transcript is spliced from 8 exons. NCBI's taxonomy places the organism in Eukaryota, Metazoa, Arthropoda, Malacostraca, Decapoda, Palaemonidae.